CACCAACCAGCUAGGGUGAAUAAUAUGCCGGCGACUGCAUCCGCGAUUGUAUUACAAAUCAAUGUGAAGAGUUAUAUCAGACACAGCAAACAGCUUCCCCCAUCCUCAGAUGAAAAUCAUCACAAUCCUACCAACGGGCAUUCCUAUCGUCAUGGCAUCUACAAGGCCAGUCAAAGUUCUACAAGCCCCACAUACUGGAAUCACUGUGCGAUCACUCUCACGCGCCAUCCACUUAUUCCAAAACAUCUUAAACCUUCGAAUUUUACGCACCACUCAUCUCUGCCCCCCGGUCUCAGCAGUCGUUGGACACCCUGAAGCAGAGAUUGAUAUUGCCUUGGUUGAGCUUCCGGGCGGACAUCUUAUUGAGCUCCUUGAGUACUCAUCGCCACCCAAGGCCGAGCAACAGGAGCUAAAGCCUUGUAGCUGGGAUUUAGGGAGCUGGCAUUUGUGUCUGACCGUUGAAAGUUUGGAGGAAACUCUACGUGCUCUAGAUAGCGACGAAGCAGCCUGGAGUCAGCUUACUGCACCGCAAGUAUUACAACAAGGCCCUAAUGCUGGCAAGAAAGUGGUCUAUGUGCGGAACGAGGAUGGUCUGACGCUGGAACUGUUUGGGUGAAGAAAUAAUUGCUUGCCUGCUUAUGUAGACUACGAUAUUUAUCUAAUCUAAUGACCAGUUCUCUCACCCUGCUACAAACACCUGCCACAGUCAAGCUAAACUGAUACUAAAGGUAACAGGCGACAGCUAUC
Messenger RNA from Fusarium verticillioides 7600, 747 nucleotides. RefSeq lists its product as hypothetical. The record is from RefSeq and is a predicted model, not a curated record. Gene Ontology annotation, biological process: L-methylmalonyl-CoA metabolic process. Gene Ontology annotation, molecular function: methylmalonyl-CoA epimerase activity. The transcript has a single exon. Lineage: Eukaryota; Fungi; Ascomycota; Sordariomycetes; Hypocreales; Nectriaceae. The coding region runs from base 110 to 616 and encodes 168 amino acids.